This is a messenger RNA of Spinacia oleracea (spinach), 1101 nucleotides long. RefSeq names its product 1-aminocyclopropane-1-carboxylate oxidase homolog 1-like. Lineage: Eukaryota; Viridiplantae; Streptophyta; Magnoliopsida; Caryophyllales; Amaranthaceae. The coding region runs from base 1 to 1101 and encodes 366 amino acids. The record is from RefSeq and is a predicted model, not a curated record. The transcript is spliced from 3 exons.
AUGUCCAAUAAGAGUAGUGAUAGAGAAGUAGAAUUAAGAGCCUUUGAUGAAACAAAGUUAGGAGUUAAGGGAAUUGUUGAUGCUGGUGUUACAACCAUUCCCUCCAUCUUCAUCCACCCAAUUUCUAAACGAGCUCAACCUCCAAAAACAAACACUACUAAUGAUGUUGCUUCUAGGUUUCGUUUUCCAAUCAUAGAUCUUUCAGCUAGUGAAAAUGAUUCAGAGCUCAGGAAGAAAGCAAUUGAGGAGAUUCUAGAGGCAUCAAAGACAUGGGGAUUUUUCCAAGUGGUGAAUCAUGAGAUUUCAGACAGGGUUUUGGAGGAGAUGUUGCAAGGAGUAAGAGAUUUUUUUGAGCAAGGUGAUGAGGUGAAGAAAUAUUAUUAUUCAAGAGAUUUUGCAAAUAAGAGAUUCACUUAUCUUAGCAAUGUUGAUCUCUAUACUGGACCUGCAGCUAAUUGGAGAGACUCUUUUGGUUGUAGGAUGGCUCCUCAUCCUCCUCAUCCUGAUGAAUUACCUCCCCCUUGCAGGAAGAUACUAAUAGAGUAUUCAAGUCAAGUAAUGAAGCUUGUGAAAAUGUUGUUUGAGCUGUUAUCAGAGGCACUUGGGUUACAGAAAAACCAUUUAAAUGAUAUGGGUUGUGCUGAAGGACUUAACGUUUCAGGUCAUUAUUAUCCAGCUUGUCCACAGCCUGAAUUGACCAUGGGUAUCUCAAAACAUGCUGAUAAUGCAUUCUUAACUAUUUUGUUGCAAGACCAAAUUGGUGGUCUCCAAAUUCUUCAUCAGAAUGAAUGGGUUGAUGUUCCUCCUACUCCUGGAGCUUUAGUAAUAAAUAUUGGGGAUCUUUUACAGUUGGUAACAAACGACUUAUUCAAAAGCGUGGAACACAGAGCACUAGCUAACUGCAAAGGACCAAGAAUAUCAGUAGCAUCCUUUUUUAGCACCUAUUUUCAGGAGACACCUAGAAGGUUCGCACCCAUAAAAGAAUUACUUUGUGAUUCAAAUCCUCCCAAGUAUCGCGAGAUUACAGUGAAAGAGUAUAUUUCUUACUUCAUAAAUAAGGGACAUGAUGGAACCUCUGCCCUCCCUCAUUUCAAAAUUUGA